AAAAAUGAAACAUUCACUUUUGUUUUCUUUUUUCUUUUUUCACUAAUUUUAAUUCCAUUUUAACCAGAUUCUUUUGAUUCUCAGUCAGAGCCAACCUGCUCAGCCAUGGCGGCCACUCUCCCGAUUCUGCUAACUAUCUUCUUCUUCAGAUCAACUGCAGCAAUGGCGGAAACUGGUUCGUAUAUCGUCCAUAUGGAUUUAUCCGCCAUGCCGUCUCCGUUCUCCGACCACCAUAGCUGGUUCUCGGCCACUCUUUCUUCUGUCUCCGGUCGGAAACCAGAGAUUAUCUACUCUUAUACCGAUUCUAUUCAUGGUUUUAGCGCACUUCUCACCAUCUCCGAGCUCGAAAGCCUCAAACGCCAAACCGGGUACGUUUCCUUUACCAGAGAUUUUCCGGUUCAGCUUCAUACCACGCUUUCUCCGCAAUUUAUUGGCCUCAAUCCCAAUUCUGGUAUAUGGCCGGUCUCCAAUUACGGCGACGGGGUUGUGAUUGGUUUUGUGGAUACCGGAAUUUGGCCGGGAAGCGCCAGCUUUCACGACGAAGGAAUCAGUUCGGUUCCGUCAAAAUGGAAAGGGACAUGUGAGUUCAACUCUCCUUUCGUGUGCAACAAGAAACUGAUAGGCGCUAGGGUUUUCAACAAAGGGCUGCUCGCUAACAUUCCUAGCUUGAGAGCCAAGGCAAAACGCCAUUAUUCCUCCCCAUAUGACACCAUCGGACAUGGAACCCAUGUUUCCGCCAUAGCCGCCGGGAACCACGUGAAGAACGCCUCUUACUUCGCUUAUGCAGAGGGAACGGCUUCCGGGAUUGCGCCACGUGCCCAUAUAGCUGUAUAUAAAGCCGCUUGGGAAGAAGGAAUCUACUCGUCCGAUGUGGUGGCAGCCAUUGAUCAGGCAAUCCAAGAUGGAAUCGACGUUAUAUCGCUUUCGUUGGGGAUAAGCUUCGACGGAGUAAGUCUAGAAGAUGACCCGAUAGCUGUGGCGGCAUUCGCAGCAUUUCAAAAGGGCGUCUUCGUGGUCGCGUCGAGUGGAAAUGACGGGCCAUUCUACUGGAGUUUGAUCAAUGGAGCUCCGUGGAUAACAACUGUCGCCUCCGGCACUGUUGGUCGGAGAUUUGAGGGGAUUCUUACAUUAGGAAACGGAGUUAGAGUGAGGUUUCCGUCUCUGUAUCCCGGAAAUUUCUCGUCAACCCAGGUUCCGUUGAAGUUCACGGAAUCUUGCGAUAUCCCAAAGGGUAAUGAGAGCAGCAAGAACAAGAUAGUUGUCUGUAACGAUUACGCGGAUGUCAGAAGCAAGCUCGAACAGGCCCAAUCUACAGGAGCUGUAGCAGCAGUUGUAAUAACAGAUAAAUUUCUUUCCGAACAAGAAACGAUCCGAAUCCCAUUUCCGGUGGCAUUCGUCAGCUCAAAGCACAGAGAAACCAUAAAAGACUACGCAAAGAACGACAUGAACGCAACGGCGAAGCUGGAAUUCAAGAAAACAAUGACUGGGGCCAAACCUGCACCAGAAGUGGAAAGAUACAGCUCCAGAGGUCCGUUCCCGAGCUGCCCUAACGUGCUCAAGCCGGACAUUUUCGCUCCCGGGACGCUGAUACUCUCUGCUUGGCCGUCGGACAAGCAGGUUGCCGGAACCAGGACAAGACCACUGUUCAGCGGAUUCAAUCUGUUAACCGGGACAUCAAUGGCGGCACCUCACGUGUCGGGUGUAGCAGCGCUUAUAAAGCAAGUGUAUCCCAGAUGGAGUCCAUCAGCGAUCAAGUCUGCUAUUAUGACUACGGCUGAAACAAUGGACAACACAUUAGGCCGAAUCAAAGACAUCGGAGAUAAGCAUCGACCGGCUAACCCUCUGGCCAUUGGAGCCGGACAUGUAAACCCAAACAAAGCACUGAACCCGGGACUGAUCUACGACUCGACGCCUCAAGAUUUCAUAAACUUUCUCUGCCACGUGGCGAAAAACCCCAUGAAAUUGGUCAAAGCCAUCACAAGAUCGAAUCUUUCAAACAUUUGCAGAAACCCAUCUCCCGAUCUCAAUUACCCUGCAAUCAUCGCUUACUUCACUGCAUAUCAAGACAAUUCCGGAUCGAACCAGACAGCCACCAAGGUCUUCAGAAGGACACUGACCAACGUAGGAGAAGCAAAGAGAAACUACAGCGUGAGAGUCCGAGGAUUAGAGGGUCUAAACGUCGUCGUAGAGCCAAAGAAGCUCGUGUUCAACGAGAAAUACGAGAGACUGAGCUACACUGUGAGAUUGGAGAGUCCGAGGAUGUUGUUGCAGGAGAAUGUGAUCCAUGGGUUUGUGAGUUGGGUUGAUGACGAAGAAGGAAAGUAUGAAGUAAGCUGUCCUGUGUUGGCCACGAGCCUUGUCCAAGAUUCUUAGUUGGUAUUCUUUUUUUUUUCAAUUUUCGUACCAUUAAAAAAUAAAAUCGUCGUUUUUCUCAA
Molecule: messenger RNA, 2435 nt
Organism: Tarenaya hassleriana
Lineage: Eukaryota; Viridiplantae; Streptophyta; Magnoliopsida; Brassicales; Cleomaceae
Product: subtilisin-like protease SBT1.9
Exons: 1
Coding region: 106-2373 (755 amino acids)
Biological process (GO): proteolysis
Molecular function (GO): serine-type endopeptidase activity
Source: RefSeq, a predicted model, not a curated record